Symbiodinium pilosum is the source of this 1266-nucleotide messenger RNA. The record is from the annotation of a GenBank genome assembly. NCBI's taxonomy places the organism in Eukaryota, Dinophyceae, Suessiales, Symbiodiniaceae.
AUGCCGCCGCAGCUCGCGUUCUUGUUCACCAAGAUCACCCCUGAGCAAAUGAUUUAUAUGUGGAAUGUUCUGACCACGAUCUUCAUCGUUCAGUGCCUGAUGAUCCUGAGCUAUUGCUUUGCACUGGCAUCAUUCCCAGAUCAUUUCUGGACCUGCACACUCUGCUUCGCCGUGCCCUUUGCAUACAUCUGCAUCCAGCAAAUCUAUAUCGAUCACGACGUGAUGCAUGGCGUUACCUUCCCGCCGUACGAGUUCCAGAAAUUCCUCACGCACCCUUUCUCGGACUUCCUGUCACUUCCCUGGGAGGAGUUUGUUUUGGAGCAUGCGCGCCACCAUGCAAGCACUGUGGAUCUGCUGAUGCAGGGCGAGUUUGGUUGGGACCCCGAGGAGUUCCACUACACGCUGCAGCAGUGGGCAGGACCCAUGGGCCCUAACUGGUACAAGUACCUGCUGACCGUUCCAUGGAUCCCGGUGAUCCAUUUUUUCGGCCUCAAUGACACAGGCUCGCUUUUCGCUUUGGAGUGGUGGAUGAGCUUUCCAGAGGCCGACGCCAGCGGUAAAUGCAACAAGGAGUUUUGGUCGAAGUGGUUCCCGCGCCGCGUGAAGCACAAUGCCUUUGUGUGGUUCAUGUGGACCCUGGUCUGGCUCUUGGGCACCUACCCCCUUGGUCGGCCGCUCAGCGAGGGUUGGCGCUUCGUCUUGCCGGUGACAUGUGCUGCACGAACUGGCUUCUCACUGGCCUGGAUGUUCAUUACCAACUUUACCCACAGUUUGCCGUGGAACAAGUUCUUGGAGAACGAUCCUGGCCGCACGUGGCCAGUGCUCCACAACGUUAUGGCGCUGGCCGUGGGAGGCAAGCACCGCUGGAACGAGAUGCUCUUCCAUGACGUCCAUCACGCCUUUCCGAAUGCUCUUGGCACCGGGCCUCUGGUUGACUUGCGUUUACAUGUUACAUGUUUGGCACUAGGUGUUCAAUAUGCGGAUAUGCCGAUGAAUCAACAUGGACGGAGCUUUUGUGGCUGCUAUUACGCUGUUCGCGAAUGUGACAACCCCUGCCGCAGUCACAACCACCAUUGGCGCCGACUCCGUCACUGCUCACUUCCACCAUGCGCAUCACCGCUGCAGUGGCUACAGCCACUGCACGGCAUCACCGCCAACACUGGCAAUGCUACUGCCGCCGCCACCGCCACAUGCCAUUACCGCCGCCACCAUCACCAAUUCUACACCUUCUCAAUCCCCAAAGAUGCCAUACGUUUGCUCAUCUAA